This is a messenger RNA of Puccinia triticina, 558 nucleotides long. RefSeq lists its product as uncharacterized. The transcript has a single exon. The record is from RefSeq and is a predicted model, not a curated record. Bases 1 to 558 code for a protein of 185 amino acids. Lineage: Eukaryota; Fungi; Basidiomycota; Pucciniomycetes; Pucciniales; Pucciniaceae.
AUGGAAUUGAUUACCACGGUUACAAAGCUAGAAAACAAUAUCACCUCAGUGAAGCAACAGCUGAGCAUCCUGGUCGAAAAAGUCAAAGAAGCAGAUGGAAGAGCAGCGAAAGUGGAGGAAAGAGCAGCCAAAGUGGAGGAAACGGUAGCAAAGGCCAAGAAGAUGAAUGUGGUGUACGACUCUGCUCAUUCAGUUGAGUGCAUCCUCUGCAGUCAGCUCAAAGUCAACAACCAAGACUUCUCAAUGACCAUCACUCAAGCACUCAGGUCCAGUGCAGCUGACUGGAAUACUGUUCAAGCUGCCCUGAAGCUUGAAGACAAAAGCAGCGAGUGUCUACUCAAAACAUUUAACAAAAUCAAGGACAAAUGGCUUGAAUAUGGACACACUUCAAAGCCCACAGCCAAGAGCCCGUUUCUCUCAACUGGCCCAAUUCCUAUUGCUGAGGAAUACUUCACACUGUGCCCCAGAGAAGUUGACAUCCUCCAAAAGCUCCUGGCUUGGAUUUUGCCAGACCUCCCGACCUCAGCAAUGCUGGCCAACCUGAAGGAAGCAACCUAG